Spinacia oleracea (spinach) is the source of this 1273-nucleotide messenger RNA. RefSeq names its product PR5-like receptor kinase. The record is from RefSeq and is a predicted model, not a curated record. NCBI's taxonomy places the organism in Eukaryota, Viridiplantae, Streptophyta, Magnoliopsida, Caryophyllales, Amaranthaceae. The coding region runs from base 30 to 1151 and encodes 373 amino acids. Gene Ontology annotation, biological process: protein phosphorylation. Gene Ontology annotation, molecular function: ATP binding; protein kinase activity. The transcript has a single exon.
CAGUUGCAACUGGUUCAUCAUUUGGAGCUAUGGUUUUGAUUGCUUUUAUUAUCAUUAUAUAUGCAAAACAAAGGAGAAGAAACAAAAAGUUUUCACUUCUAUGGACUAAAGGAACUAUGAAGAACCAAAAUGUGGAAGCUUUUCUGAAAAGUUAUGGAUCUCUUGCACCAAAAAGAUACACAUAUGCAGAGAUAAGGAAAAUGACCAACAACUUUGAAGAUAAACUUGGUGAAGGAGGCUUUGGUACAGUUUACAAAGGAAAAUUACCUGAUAACAGCCGUUUUGUAGCUGUAAAAAAGCUGAACAAGUUGAAAGGAAACGGAGAUGAUUUCAUCAACGAGGUAGUAAGCAUGGGUAGGACUAACCAUGUAAAUGUUGUAACCCUCUUAGGGUUCUGUUUUGAAGGAAACAAACGAGCUCUUAUCUUCGAGUUCUUCCCCAACGGAUCACUUGAAAAGUUCAUAUUUACUGCAGAAACUGAUCAUUCAUUGACAUCAGAGACAUUGUUCAGCAUUGCAGUUGGAAUUGCUAAGGGACUUGACUACUUGCAUAGAGGUUGUAACACGCGAAUUCUACACUUUGAUAUCAAGCCUCAUAAUAUUCUUCUUGAUGAAGAACUCCGUCCAAAGAUUUCAGAUUUCGGACUUGCUAGACUGUGUCCUCCAAAUCGAAAGGAAAGUUUGGUAUCAAUGUCAGGAGCAAGGGGGACAAUUGGGUACAUUGCUCCAGAAGUUUUCUGCAGAAAUUUUGGAGGAGUUUCUCAUAAAUCAGAUGUUUAUAGCUAUGGGAUGAUGCUGCUGGAUAUGGUAUGUGGCCGAAACAACAUAGUUUCUGAAGCUAAGGGAAGCAGUGAAGUGUACUUUCCUGAAUGGAUAUAUAGUCAGCUCGAGGUUGAAGAUGAGCUUCAAAAUGACAUUGAGGUUCAUGGGAUGAUAAAGGAUGAUGAAGAGAAAGAGGUACGAAGAAAGAUGAUUUUGGUGGGAUUAUGGUGUAUACAAUCAUAUCCUUCGAAUCGACCACCUAUGAACAGAGUUUUAGAAAUGUUGGAAGGUCCUCUUGAGUUACUACAAGUGCCUCCCAAGCCACACUUAUCUUCUCCCCCAACUUCUGCAUUCGGUUCUUCUACAAAACCUGUGUUUAGCACAGGUUAGGUUUUUCAUCAUUAGUCAAAUCAACAAAUCUAGUGGAAAUAGUCCCACAUUGAAUGUUUAAACUGUAGUAUGUAUAUUUAUAAACCAGAGGAAAUGAAUAACAUAGCACGACCUUGCUUGAA